AUGGAAGAAUUUGAAUCCUCACCCAUAAGCUCAGGAUCACCAUACACAGAAGCCUUAACCGAAUUCUCGAUCUUCAUCGACAAACUCGACCCCAUCAUGAGUCAAAUGACAGACAUAACCGACUCGCCGGCCGUACAAAAAGCCAUCGACGCGUUACAAACUGAUUAUAUCCGCGCGAAAGCCUUAGUCAACCGUAAAACCUCUCAGUCUCCCCCCACCAAACACAUAGAGCACCUCGUGCAGAACCUCGGGCGUUCGUUGGGCCUCGUGUUUUUCGCUGGCCAGGAAGUGCCGUUGACAAACAGGGAAAAAAUCGAGGCAUUGUGUAAAGAGAUGAUGAACGUGAGGUUCGAGUUUGACGAGAUAGAAUACGACGAAACAGAGGAAAAAACACGAGUGUUGACACUAGUGAAGGGUGGUGAUGGGGAAGCUUUCAAGAAUGCAGUUUUAAGAUUGAGUGAACUUGUGUUGGAUACCACUCUUUCUGAUCAAACACUCAUCCAUGAAGACGUCAUUAGGGUGUUAACGAGCCGGUUGGGGUCGUGCAGAGGAGGACAAGAAAGAGUUAUUAUUGUCAAAACACUAAGAUAUCUCCUUCUUCAGGACAAUCGCCACAUGGAAAAUAUGAAGGAGUUGGAGUUUUUAUCGACGUUGGCUAAAUUGCUGACGAGGGGUGUGGAGGAAAGAAGAGAGGCGGUGGGGCUUUUGUUGAGCCUAUCGGAAGAUGUUGGAGUUAAGAGACGAAUAGGCAGAAUAAAGGGUUGUAUUUUGAUGUUGGUUGCCAUUGCCAAUGGGGACGACGAAGAGGCUUCUCGUGAUGCUAACAUGCUGCUGCAUAGCAUGUCUGGCAACACUCAACAUGCUCUUCAUAUGGCUGAGGCUGCUUAUUUCGAACCUCUAAUUAACUACCUAAAGGAAGGCUCGGAGAUGAGUAAGGUUCUCAUGGCAACUGCACUAUCCAGACUGCAACUCACAGAACAAAACAAAUACUCCCUCGGCCAACAAGGCGCGAUUGAGCCACUCGUGCACAUGUUCCAAAGGGGCAGCCUUGAAGCCAAGCUCUCGGCCCUAAACGCACUUCAAAGCCUGUCCGACUCGAGCCAUAACACCAAACACCUCAUCGACUCGAGCAUACUCGUUCCCCUCUUACAGCUCCUAUUCUCAGUCACUUCUGUCCUAAUGACCUUAAGGGAGCCAGCAUCUGCCAUCCUUGCAAAAAUAGCAAAAUCAGAAAGCAUACUCGUGAAGAAAAUGGAUGUGACCCACCAGAUGCUUUCACUCUUGAACGUGUCCACACCGGCCGUGCAAGAAAAUCUUCUUGAAGCAUUGUACAACAUUGUUUCCCAUUCGGGUGCUGUCAAUGUAAGGAGGAAAAUGAAAGAAAAUGGUGCAAUUAAUCUUGUAUUACCGUUUUUCAAAGAGAGAGACGUUCGGAUUAGGACAGGCGCACUCAGGUUGGUCCACGUGCUGUCCAAGGAUAAUCAAGGGGAGCUAAUACAACAAUUAGACUACUCAAAUGUGAGUGUAGUUGCCAAUAUUGCCUCGACUUCCGGGUCGGAAAUAGAAAUGGUGGAAGCACUCGGGAUACUUUCGAAUUUGCCAAUGAGUGAUAAAAAAGUGACGGAAAUACUUAUGAAGGCGAAGCUAGUGCCUUUAAUGGUAUCUAAAAUGAGUUCGAUCCAAAUAAACUCAACACUCACGAGCACGACUGUGUGCUUGGCAGAAAGUAUAGCCAGUCUAAUGCUUCGGUUUACAGACCCUAGUGACAAGAGUUUACAGCAGUUUUCUGCAGAAAGUGGCAUAAUUGAUGUUCUCAUCAAGUUUCUGUCAUGCAGUUCAGAAAGCAUAAUUAUAUCCAAGGUGGCUUUGUGUUUGGCUCAAAUGUCAAAAAACACAUUGCAUCUGAGCAAUUCGGGUAAGGCAAAGUGGUUUUGCAUGCAGCCCACAAUGGAUGCUUCGUGUGAAGUUCAUAAAGGUUUCUGUUCGGUGAAGGGUACGUUUUGUUUGGUGAAGGCCCGAGCUGUGGGCCCGUUGGUCGGUAUUCUGUUAGGCAAUGAGAGGGGAGCGGACGAUGCGGUUAUGAGCUGUCUCUCGACUCUUUUGGUGGACGAGAUUUGGGAGGAGGGGUGUAGAUUUCUUGAGAAAAUGUGGGGAGUUUGCGCGGUUAUUAAGGUUUUGAGGUGCGGGAGCUUCAAGGCCCGAGAGAGAGCGCUGUGGAUAUUGGAGAGAGUGUUUAGGGUCGAAGAUUAUAGGAAAGAGUAUGGAGAGUGUGCACAGGUUGUUCUUAUUGAUCUUGCACACAACGGUGAUGCCAUGCUGGCGCCGGCAGUGGCUAAAGUGUUGGCACAGCUUGAGCUGUUGCAAGAACAGAGUACUUAUUUCUGA
Striga hermonthica is the source of this 2385-nucleotide messenger RNA. Lineage: Eukaryota; Viridiplantae; Streptophyta; Magnoliopsida; Lamiales; Orobanchaceae. The record is from the annotation of a GenBank genome assembly.